Triplophysa dalaica is the source of this 6781-nucleotide messenger RNA. It is a transcript of the gene sgk2a, whose product is annotated as serum/glucocorticoid regulated kinase 2a. Bases 5166 to 6251 code for a protein of 361 amino acids. The record is from RefSeq and is a predicted model, not a curated record. Gene Ontology annotation, molecular function: protein serine/threonine kinase activity; ATP binding. NCBI's taxonomy places the organism in Eukaryota, Metazoa, Chordata, Actinopteri, Cypriniformes, Nemacheilidae. The transcript has 12 exons. Gene Ontology annotation, biological process: protein phosphorylation.
AAAAUCCAACUCUAAUCUUAAUUAAAUAAUAAUUUUUAAUAUUUAAUCAGCGCUGUCUCACCAUCAGACUAUCACAAAUGAGGAGGAGAUGAUACGACUGCAUGGAAUACAGGACAACAUCAAAUACCAUAAGAUACCUGCAGAACACAGUGUAAGUAAAUAACCAAAUACAUAAUUUUCCUUGAAUAAUGUGCAUAAAGAUCGAUUGUAAAAGUCUGAAAAUACAGCCAUUAAGCUCUCACACAAUCUUUCCACUUUAUGUUCUCGUUAUCAGUCCUAAUUAUGUUCACAAAAAAAACGAAAUGAAGAAACAUUUGUCUUUUACCAUUAUCUCUUCAAAUGUAAUCCCAGGUGCAGGACACCACUAAUUCACAAGUUCGCUUAUACAGAUAAUAGAGUAAUUUUGAGGGUAUGCGUAUUUGGCGUGCUGUCGGGGAGAGGGCUCUGUGCUCGUUCAUUCUUCUGAGCCCAGAGCACUCCCCCCUGUCCGGGGUGAGGGCUCCGAAUCCGGCAUUAGCCUGAACCCGGAACACUCCCCCCAAGAGAUGCAACUGGUGCAGGACAGCAGCCGCAACAUGUACACCCCCCAAAAACCCCUCUGACGUACAGCGACCAAGAGCUUGGAUCUGAGGCUGGGAGAGACCUUUUUGGGCGGCUGUGGUAGCUUCGCCGAUGCGAAAGGAAUGGCUCGAGAAAUGUUCUUCCGGGAUGCCGGAUUGGUGCAAGACUGUUUUAAGAUGAAUUUGGAACCAAAAACGUGAGACUGGACGACCGGAGUCCUGUAUGAAGAGAGGGUCGGAUGGGGAUUUUGCCUGUGAUCUCCUGAAAUGUAGGUAGGCAAGGAGGGUUUGGGAAGGCUUGAUGGGUGAUUGAAGGUUGAAUAUGUAGAUGAAAUGGCCUCUUUUGAAUUGAUCCGUCAUACUUAGCUUGAUGUGGAAAGAGAUUGUUUCUGCAUCCAGCACUGCCAAGUUAGAGAUGGUGGGGUGGACUGUAGGGUUGAAGCUGGAUGUAGUGGUCAUUUCAAAGCAUCUGAGAAAUCCAAAAAACGACCAGAGUGAACAUGGCGUUGAGUGUUCGGGCGGUGUGCAUGGAGUGGUAACCUCUGUGGAGGGUAGAAAUGCAUUUGGUCAAUAGAUCCAAAGUUAUAGGUGGUCUUUUGACCGGGCAGGCGGGUUGAGCUCUUUGUAUUCCUUUAAUGAGCAUGGAGGCUUGAGGACUGGCUAUAGCUGGGCAGGUUGAGUUAAAAAUGAGUUUGUGGAAGAAUUGAAUUCCGCUUAGGUACCCUUUAAUUGAGCUGGCUUGCAGGUUUUUGUUGAUAUUCAGGAAGGAUAUGAAUGAGGUGAUGGUAAGCAGAGAGAACCCGGGAAAAGGCAUGUUGUAUGUUUGGUGGAAUGACUUAAAACUCCACGCGGUUAGGUAAGACUGAAGGGUCCUGAGUGAGACGGCUUGGAUGAUAGAAUUGAGGGAAGAGUCUAGGAGAGUACUUAGUUGGUGAUUUUCGGGAAUAUCCGUUCCGAAUAAGGAGGUACUGGUGUUGGUAGAGAAGCUAGCAGCUUGAACGUCUGCCAGAAUCUGUGAUCUGAUGGUUUUUGUGGGAACCACAAAAAAAUCUGGGAAUUUGUGGCACUACCCGUGCUGGGUGAUGGCUUGCUUGCACUGCUGAGGUGGUUUGAGGCGGCCGGCUGCUGCAACCUCUCGAUCUAAGGCUCUUCCUCGUGAGGGCAUGGGUUUGAUCUGGACAUGUGGUCGAAAGUGGUCUUGUGUUGCCGGACUCUAAUACUGAAUAGUCUGGGGACUUGUUCGCUUCUGGCCGGGGACUCCCCGAGAGCCCACAUGACUGGCAGGUAUGCAAUGAUGUUUAGUUUCGCAUGGCAAGUUUGUGACGUAUAAAUGUUACUGACACCUGAGUGAACGUACAAGGUCUGAAAACGAUAGUUGCAAGUUUACAUUGAUGGUGAUAUGAUGGUCAUUGAUGGUCAUGCCUGGUCAAGAAGGCUCACCAGCGUCUCUUCUUUCUGAGGACACUGAAGAAGAACCAACUGUCUUCAACUAUCCUGGUGAACUUCUAUCGCUGCACGAUAGAGAGCAUCCUGACCAACUGUGUCACAGUCUGGUACGGGAACUGUUCUGUUGCUGAGCGCAAGGCACUGCAGCGGGUGGUGAAAACAGCCCAGCGAAUCACAGGGACUACACUCUCUUCCAUUGAGGACAUCCAAAAGAAACGCUGUCUGCGUCGAGCUCGCAGCAUUCUCAAGGACUCCUCUCACCCCGCUCAUAGACUGUUUACUCUCCUGCCUUCCGGCAGGCGCUUCAGGUGCCUCCGGACAAGAACCAGCAGACUAGGAAACAGCUUUUUUCCCAGAGCUGUUUCAUUAUUGAACUCUGCUCCCCACUGAUUCCACUACCCCUCAUAACUUUAACUUUAAUGCUGCUAUUACAUUGUUUACAUUGCACUACAGGGCUGCCAUGCAUGACUGAACUGUACACACCAGUACUUCAUGUAUCUGCUCUAUCGGACUGUUUACACACACAGCAUCAUUUGCACUCUAUACUGCUCACUUGCACACCAGGAAUAUUACACUGAAUGCUCAUUUGCACUAAUGGACUACUCUCAUAACUAGAUUACCUCAUCUAGUGCACUGUAACUUUCAUAACUGCAUUACCUCAUCUACUGCACUGUAACUUCAAUAACUGCACCAACUUCUCUACUGCACUGUAACUCAUCUAUUGCAUUACUGAAUCUAUUGCAUAACUAACUGCAUCUACUCAUCUAUUGCACUAUAACUUCAAUAACUGCAUUAACUCAUCUACUGCACUGUGACCUUAAUAACUUCUUUUCACAGUUUCAACACUUUUCAAUAUAAAAGUGAUGUCAUGGUUCCACUGCCAUGUCAUGUUUUAUCCGUCUCAAGUGGAGCCAUGGCAUUGCCUGAUGGUUUUAUGUGAGAAAGACAUAGUUCUUUCUCGUGUCUCGUCAUUGUUCCCUGCAUCACGUUCCUUGUCAGCCUCUCCUUAGUGCUAAUCCCCAGCACCUGUUGCUCGUUAUGAUCCUGUGUUUGUCUCCCCUAUAAAGAGUCCUCAUGUUCAUUGUCCUGUGCUCGUGCAUUGUUUCUCGUUCUUGUUCUUGUUCUUGUUCUUGUUCUUGUUCAUCGUUCAUGAAGUCUUUGUUACCCUGUUCCUGUUCCCUGUGUCUAGUAAGUGUUAGUUUAGUGUUUGUCUCCAGUGUUUGUUUUAUAGUUUAGUAAGUCAGUGUUUGUUCUUAAAGUUUAUAUAUUUCUGUCCUGUUUUCCCCCUUGUGGGUUUUUGUUUUGCCUGUUUGUUUAGUCCUGUUAAUUGUAUAAUAAAUAUCUGUUACCAUCCAUACCGUCUGUGUCUGCCUGUACUUGGGUUCCCACGCCAUGUCCAUGAGCGUCCAUGAGCGUUCAUGACAAGUGAUUGACAUAUAAACUUGCGCAUUGACACGUGAAGCAAUUUUCUCCCAGGCCAACUAUCUUUCUUUUGCUGCUGUGGCUGUGUUGCUCUUUUUUCUAAAUAUGUGCUCAUAUUCACCGUACGCUUGUAACAGUACCUUCAAUUUGAUUGGCGAGAAAUGAACAGAGCGCUUUUUGUCACGUGCCGUUGCCAUGGUGAAUCGUGCUAUCUUCACUCAAUUGAUGAUGGCUUCUCAUCGCCAUGUUGCACGCGCAUAACCUAGGGUGAACUUACUCAGAGUGGAUUGAACUCAAAUCAGCUGGUCUGAAACUGAAAACUCCGAGUAGCGAUUCUCUGAGUAAAUCAACUCAGAGUUCAGAUUUUAACUCUGUGUUGGUUGAACUUUCUUAUUGAAACGGGCCCCUGGGAACUAAAACAAAACUACCCGCUUUAAACAGUAAUGCAACAUUUCUUGGUAAUAUUCUCAGGACAUUUUUAGAACAAAAGAUGUCUAGCUGGGAACCCUUUUCUUCCCAUUCUUUUCACACACGCAGGCUGAUGUUUUGGUCUUGCAGUAUGUCUUGCUGGCUCAUAGAAACACAAGCUUUCCAAUCUUGUGUUAUGCACACAUUGGUUGAUCAUUCACUUGGGCCUUUGGCCGAAUAACCAACAAGAUCUGCUUCCUGAAGAGACAUUUCUGAGGCAUGGGCAGAAAUGAUGCACUUCAAGCAAGUAUUACUAUCACAAACAUAAUUGAAUUCUUGCUACAGGCAGACAGGUGAGCUACCUUUUUUUCUUUGUGAAGAAGAAAAGUUACUUACACAUUAAUAGGCACACUUUACAUGCUAAUUUGUCAGUUUCUUUAUUAAUAUUAUUAUCAUUGUUGUUGUUGUUGAUAAAGAUCUUAAAAUUCCAAAUGAAUGUAUUUUAAUUUGAAUUAUUAAUGUUGAAUUGAUUUACUUAGAGAAUGUUUAGGGUGUUUUUUUAUCAAGGGAUAUUCAGGUUUAAACCAUAAAGCAAGUUUAACAAGGGCAAGUUAAAACAUUAUGAUACGAAUUCAUUUUUUAUAUGGUGCAAGGUGGUGUACACAAAAUAAAUAUUGCAUAUUAAAAACGUAGAUAUCAAAGAGAAACUAAUUUAUCAAGAAAAGCUAUUAAGGCUAACCUGAAAAAGUUUUUUUAAUAUGACACUAUUGCCUUUUUAAUAUCAACUGGAAACAGCAGUUUCAGACUACGAGCAUAAGAUGAUAAGGCUCUGUCACACAUAUGUCACCCAAACUUUGUGGAGCGUAACUGACACUUUACAGUGUAUUUUGUCUACAACUACUGAGGAGGCUACAAAUUAUGCAAAAUGGUUUUAAUUGAGAUUGUAUUUAAUCCAUCAUAUUCUUUUCACCUCCAAAUACGUAGAUAUUGAGGUAAAAACUGUGCCAUAUUGUCUUAUUCCUUAAUGUAGAAAUGCGCUAAAAGCCUAUUUAGUUCAAACUAUUCACAAAAUAGUAGAGACAAUCCUUUAGAACGCUCCUGUUAUUCAAAGCCCUUUUGCAAAGUUGUAUUUACUGUGUAAACUUUUUCAUGCUGAGUUUCAACAUGUCCUUCAUGGGUCGGUUUCACAAACCUGAACAUCCAGUUUUUCUGUGAUACAUCAACAUUUAGACCAGCAUAAGAGCUCAGAGCAAGUGGUCACUUCACAACUUGAGUUUUUGGAAAGGAUCUACUUUGACUCUCUCCUGUGAAACACAAGAGAUACAGAAGAUGGCACAUUAUAAUCAAGAAUUAUCCUCAUCAUCAGGCAAUGUCAACCUGGGUGUGUCUGGCAAUCCUCAUGCCAAACCUACUGACUUUGACUUUCUGGCAGUGAUUGGAAAAGGAACAUUUGGGAAGGUACUCUUGGCGAAACUCAAAGCAGAUGGAAAAUUCUAUGCUGUGAAAGUUUUGCAGAAAAAGAUUAUAUUGAAGAAGAAAGAGCAAAAAAACAUUAUGGCAGAGAGGAAUGUGCUACUCAAGAGCCUGAAACAUCCUUUCCUGGUUGGCUUACACUACUCCUUUCAGACCACAGAGAAGCUAUAUUUUGUCCUGGAUUAUGUAAAUGGAGGAGAGCUGUUUUACCACCUACAACGAGAACGGUGUUUCUCAGAACCACGUGCGCGCUUUUAUGGGGCUGAAGUGGCCAGUGCCAUUGGUUACCUCCACUCUCUCAACAUAGUUUACAGAGAUCUCAAGCCAGAAAACAUCCUCCUAGAUUGCCAGGGCCAUGUAGUGUUAACAGAUUUCGGCCUGUGUAAAGAAGGGAUAGAACCAGAAGAAACCACCACAACCUUUUGUGGAACUCCUGAGUAUCUAGCACCAGAGGUCCUACGAAAGGAGCCCUAUGACCGAACAGUGGACUGGUGGUGCCUUGGAGCAGUGCUCUACGAGAUGCUGUAUAGCUUACCUCCAUUUUACAGUCGUGAUAUAUCUGAGAUGUAUGAUGGAAUCUUGCAUAAACCUCUUUACCUGCCACCUGGAAAGUCUGAAGCUGUGUGCCAUCUGCUCUACGGACUCUUGCAGAAAGAUCAGCGCAGACGAAUAGGAGCUAUUGCUGAUUUUCUGGAAAUUAAAAACCAUGUGUUCUUUGCCCCCAUAAACUGGGACGACCUCUAUCACAAGCGCAUCACUCCUCCAUAUAACCCCAAUGUGAGAGGCCCUUCAGACCUUCAGCAUAUUGACCCAGAGUUCACAAGAGAGAUGGUGCCCAACUCUGUGGGUCGCACCCCAGAAACUACAGCAAGCCUCGCUGCCAGCGGCUCCAAUGCUUUCAAUGGCUUCUCCUAUAUUUCUGGAGAAGAUGGCUUUCUCUGAGACAUGUUCUCCGAUCAAAGUUUUUCUCAAACUAGAGUGCCCUUUACGGUAUAAAGCAAAUAUUAUUGUCAUACAAUCAUGAUGAUAAAGACUGGAAUGGAAAAACAUAGGCAUGCUUUUUAUACUAUGCUGAUGAAAGUUAAAGCCAUAAAGAAUUAAAAUGAUAAGUUUAUAAAUGUUUGUAUGUAUAAUAAAUCGGAACAAAUCAUUUCAUCAAUCUGCACAUUUUCAUUGUGCAACAUUGACAGACAUUGCAGAAGUUUUUGUUGAUUAAACCAUUGAAAAUGAUAAUUGCAAAUUAUGUAAAAAGCUUAUAAACAUAUUUGUUACUGUUAUAAAUAUCCUUAUUUAUAAGUGUUUUUGGAAAACUUAUAAAUGAAUGUAAAUGUUAUUUAAUUCUGUCUUAAGUUAAAUUAUGCACACAUAUACACAUGUACUAAGUUUUAAAUAAAUUGAGUUGUUUCUGGAUGUACCUUGAUAUGUAUAAUAAAACAUAUAGAUUAAGGUCUUUUCAACCUGGCCUCAUAGGA